UUAAAAAUUAAACCACAUUAGUUGCUCACGCGACCUCGACUUUUGUGGAAACACUUUUGUGUCUUCCUGGCUCGCAGUGCAAAUCGUAGGAUUUUUUCAAUUCGUUAUCAAAAUUUGUCUAUAGCAUGCAUUUUCAAUAAGAAUCGGAAAUCUAUCUUUUCACGUUACAACCAUGAAGUGUGCCAGUGUUGAGGAAGAAUACCGGAAAUAUCCGCAGUUACAAAAAAGUGAAGUAGAAAAAUUUAUAGAAUGGUCGAAGCAACAGAAACAUUUACCCGAUAUAUCCGAAUUUUGGGCGUGUUGCUUCCUUCAUGCAUGCAAAUUCAGCUUGGAAGUGGCAAAGCAAACGUAUGACCUGCAUUGCACUACAAGGACUGUCUGCCCGGAUUUUUUUUCAUCGCGGGAUAUCUUAGGAAAGGAUAUGAUUGACACUAUGAAUACAAUUGCUUUCUAUCCAAUACCGAAAAAAACCUCGGAAGGAGACAAAAUUUUUAUUAUAAAACUAUUGGAUGUGGAUCCGGGAAAAUUUAACUUUGCACAUUGUGUGAAAUUGUGUACUAUGUGCAUCGAAUUAUGGCAAUAUCAAGAAGGAAUAGCUGAUGGAAUUAUACUAGUGUUUGAUAUGAAAGGUGCGCAGUUUGGACAUGUCACCCGCAUCCCCCCAUUUCAACUAAAAAAGUUUAUAUUCUACUUACAAGAAACCCCACCAGUACGUUUGAAGACUAUACACUUCAUAAAUGCCCCUUCAUUCGCUGACAAAGUUGUGGCAUUGAUGCGUCCUUUUACGAAAAAGGAAUUAUUGGAACAACUUUUGCUUCAUUCAAAAAUGGAUACGUUUUAUAAAUGCGUCCCAAAAGACUUACUUCCAGUAGAAUAUGGAGGAAAUGGUGGAAGUAUAGAUGAAGCCUAUCCACAAAUUUACGCUAACGCCAAAGAAAAUAGAGAAUUCUUUCUUGAAGAGGAGCGCACUGGAAGGACCAAUGAAAAGCUACGCGAAGGAAAACCAAAGGAUGCCUCUGAUCUGUUUGGAGCCGAAGGAAAUUUCAAGAAAUUGGAACUCGACUAGCUUAGAUAUUGUUUGUGAAAUUGAUCUAUUUUAAAUACACAUCACUUACAAAUAAUAA
Molecule: messenger RNA, 1124 nt
Organism: Hermetia illucens (black soldier fly)
Lineage: Eukaryota; Metazoa; Arthropoda; Insecta; Diptera; Stratiomyidae
Product: alpha-tocopherol transfer protein-like
Exons: 5
Coding region: 173-1066 (297 amino acids)
Cellular component (GO): membrane
Molecular function (GO): phosphatidylinositol bisphosphate binding
Source: RefSeq, a predicted model, not a curated record